AUGCAGCCAGCAGGCUGGGCGGCCGUCAGGGAGGCGGUGGGCCGCGACAUGCUGGCCGCUGACCUCCGUUGCAGCCUCUUCGCCUCGGCGCUGCAGAGCUACAAGCGCGACUCAGUGCUGCGGCCCUUCCCUACGUCCUAUGCCCGCCACGACUGCAAGGACUUUGAGGCCCUGCUUGCAGAUGCCAGCAAGCUACCCAACCUGAAAGAACUUCUCCAGUCCUCUGGAGACAAAGACAAACGUGCCAGGGAUCUGGUGAGCUGGAUUUUAUCCUCAAAGGUCCUGACAAUCCACAGUGCAGGGAAGUCAGAGUUCGAAAAGAUCCAAAAGCUGACUGGUGCCCCUCACACGCCUGUCCCCGUGCCGGACUUCCUGUUUGAAAUUGAGUACUCCAACCCAGCGAACGCCAAAUUUUAUGAGACCAAGGGAGAACGAGACCUAAUCUACGCCUUCCACGGGAGCCGCCUCGAAAACUUCCAUUCCAUCAUCCACAAUGGGCUGCAUUGCCACCUGAACAAGACAUCCUUGUUUGGGGAAGGGACCUACCUCACCAGUGACUUGAGCCUGGCCCUCAUUUAUAGCCCCCAUGGCCUUGGAUGGCAGCGCAGCCUCCUUGGCCCCAUCCUCAGCUGUGUGGCUGUGUGUGAAGUCAUUGAUCAUCCAGAUGUCAAGUGCCAAAUGAAGAAGAAGGAUUCUAAGGAGAUAGAUCGCAGGAGAGCAAGAAUCAAACAUAGUGAAGGCGGAGACAUCCCUCCAAAGUACUUUGUGGUCACCAAUAACCAGCUCCUGCGAGUGAAGUACCUGCUGGUGUACUCCCAGAAGCAGCCCAAGAGAAGAAUCAGGCCUGGAGAGGUGACUUGCCCGAGGUGAGAAGGCCUGGAAGAGGCAGCGCCAAAGCUGACUCUGGAGCUGGAAUAAUAAGAAAGGCAGGCAAGUACAAGGCGGAAGCUAGAGGGACUGCCUGAGCAGAAAGGAUCUGGGCUGGUAGCACAGGGAGGUUGGAACGGGUCUGGGGGAUGCAAAAUGACCUCCCUUCCUAGGCUAAGGCCGUUAGCUUUGACAUGUCUCAUAAGCAGGGGGCACCUGGGAUGCUGGGAGUCGGACUGUAGGAAGUCUCUCCUGAUGGCUGCAUGAUUAAAAGGCUGGGUUCAGCCCCAUUACCUUUUUGCCCUGUCACUGCAGAUCCAGGAGGUGAGCUCAGAGGCACAUGGCAUGGAAUGUGGGGCAGGGAGGGGUGGCCCCUCCCUUCCACCUCUGCUGCCUUCUCAGAGCUCAGGCCAUCAGCCUGCUCUGAUUAAGCUGACUUCUUGGAGUCCUCAAAUCCAGGGGUUGCCAGCGGCCAAAUCCCCCUGAUUGUCUGGGAUGUUCCCGACAGCAGAGAAUAAACAGUCUCUCCUGUCCGGCCAGCUGUGCUGAGCAGCAUUCCUGUCUCUUGGCCCACCCAACUGGGUGGGGCUGCAGCACUGUGUCCACCUCCAGCAGAGGCCUAGGGAACCUGGCGAGAGGGUGGAAAGGGAGAGGGGAUGUCACCGUCUCCAGGCCACACAGGACAUUGACUCCUGCCUGAGUCCCCAUUUUGCCUCAGCAUGAGGCACCUCUGUUUCAAGCCACUGCCUGGCACAAGCUCUGUGCAUGUAAUAAUGACUCUGUGACUUAAGAGGAGGCCCAUACCAGGCCACUGCCUCCUGGGAUUGGAGCCCCUCACCCUUAUCCAGAGACUGCCUGGGGAAUUAGAGACUCCUAUCUCAUUCUGACUACAUCUGAAGGCAUCACACCCAAAAGGGUCAUUUUAUGGAGAUGGACACAGCGAGUCAGCAGCAGAAGUGGGACUAGACGCUGGACCUUUCAUUGCUGUCCAUCACCUUGGAAUGCUGUGGAUGCUGGGGCUAAAAGUGACACAGGGGCUCUGAGUGAGAGGGGCGGCCCAUGUUUUUGGAGAGGAGCAGAGGUGUUUUCAUCCUACGCCUGUUUUGGAGAUCAGGCUUGUGGCCGAGCCAUUUCCUGAGGAAGUAAGUCCUCUGGAAAAGCGCUGUUCACCAGCCCCUCCUAAAUCAUGCUUUUGGAAGCAGAGCUGGGGCAGCAGGACCUGCGUGGGGCUCUGUCUCUGUCUAGAGGCCAGCACACAGCCUAGGCUUGGCAGGCUACGGGUGGUGGCUGGGGACGGAGGGCAGAGUCCUUGGCAAGGGGGAGCACCCCCCAGCACACACCAUCUGCUUCUCUGCCACAGGACUCUGGCCUGGGAUUGUGGAGGAGGAGAGAGUAGCCUUUCUCAGCCAGUCUGCAAAAGGAAUUCCUCUAGGAGCCCCUUCUGGCCGCAGACAGAAGUGGGAGGGAGGCAGACAGUGUGGGAACCCAGGGCAGCCAGGGGGUCUCUGUGGACAGGUGUCUCACUCCCAGUCUGUCUUAGGCCUACAGCAUUGUCUUUGUCUAGCUGCGUGUAUCAGUGUGAGUUUAUGUGACUGUUCUGUUGUUUGCAUGUCUGGGCGGCUGCAUUUCUGGUUGGAGCUGGGUUCCUCAGUGGGAAAAGCAUGUUUGCCAGCAUAUCGAUGAGUCCCUAUCUCUGUGUAAGCUCAUGUAUGUGGGUAUCUUCAAGGGAACAUGUGGGCCUCUGCAUAGUGAGUGGGUCUGCACGUGCCUGCAAGUUUCUGUGGGAGUGUGCAUAUGAACAUUUAGGUUAUUUUGUUAUAAACAUGUACCAGGCUUUCUAGAUGUAAGUUUAUUAGGUAUGUGCAUCUCUGGGAGUGUGGGUAUAUAUACUUGUCAAUAAUGUGUUGGUGAGUGCCUGAAAGUGUAUAUGCCUGUCUGUUUAUAUCUGUGCAGAAGCAUUCACUCAUUCAAUUCAUUCACUAAAUGAUUUUCUCAUUUACUAACAGACAUCUUUAAAGUGCUUGUUCUGUGAGCACUGUGCACUGGGAACUUAGGGAGGUAUCCAGGGCAGCUCCUAAUGUUUUUAAGAACCAGGGCAAGAUGUACAUUUGUACGUCUAAAUAUAUUUUUAAGUUUUUUGUUUU
Messenger RNA from Acinonyx jubatus (cheetah), 3011 nucleotides. RefSeq names its product poly(ADP-ribose) polymerase family member 16 (gene PARP16). Gene Ontology annotation, cellular component: intracellular anatomical structure; endoplasmic reticulum tubular network; membrane. Gene Ontology annotation, biological process: endoplasmic reticulum unfolded protein response. The record is from RefSeq and is a predicted model, not a curated record. Lineage: Eukaryota; Metazoa; Chordata; Mammalia; Carnivora; Felidae. Gene Ontology annotation, molecular function: kinase binding; NAD+ poly-ADP-ribosyltransferase activity; protein serine/threonine kinase activator activity. Bases 1 to 870 code for a protein of 289 amino acids. The transcript has 6 exons.